GCUUCCUUUCUUUUUUGAUAUCGCAAUCAACGUGACUCGUUCUUUUUCCGCUUUGAACUUUGAAGAUGGCGGUCGGUAAAAAUAAGGGACUCUCCAAAGGAGGCAAAAAAGGUGGCAAGAAGAAGGUCGUAGAUCCCUUCUCCCGCAAGGAUUGGUACGAUGUUAAAGCCCCCAACAUGUUUGUUGUUCGCCAAGUUGGCAAAACCUUGGUCAACCGUACCCAGGGUCAGAGAAUCGCCUCUGAUUACUUGAAGGGCCGUGUCUUCGAAGUCGCUUUGGGCGAUUUGCAAAAGGACAACGAUUCCGAACGUUCUUUCCGUAAAUUCCGUCUCAUCGCCGAAGAUGUGCAAGACCGUAACAUCUUGUGCAACUUCCACGGUAUGGAUUUGACCACCGAUAAAUACAGAUCCAUGGUCAAGAAAUGGCAAACCCUCAUCGAAGGUAUUGUUGAAGCCAAGACCACCGAUGGCUACUUGCUCCGUGUCUUCUGCAUCGGUUUCACCGCAAAGGAUCAACAAUCCCAACGCAAGACCUGCUAUGCCCAACACUCUCAAGUCCGUAAGAUUCGCGUCAAGAUGCACGAAAUCAUCACCGAAGAAGUCACCAAGUCUGACUUGAAGCAGUUGGUUGGCAAAUUGGCUUUGGACUCCAUUGCCAAGGAUAUUGAGAAGAAGUGCCAACGUAUCUAUCCUUUGCACGAUGUCUACAUCCGCAAGGUUAAGGUAUUGAAGAAGCCCCGUUUCGAUUUGUCCAAAUUGUUGGAAUUGCACGGUGAUGGUGGUAGCAAGAGUACCGAAGCCGUUGUCUCGGCUGAAGGUGCCGUCAUCGACAGACCCGAAGGUUAUGAACCUCCAGUACAAGAGUCUGUUUAAGAAGUUUAUAUUUUAAAUGCAUAAUACCUGGAAGUAACAUUCGUUGUAGAAAA
This is a messenger RNA of Musca vetustissima, 925 nucleotides long. RefSeq names its product small ribosomal subunit protein eS1. Gene Ontology annotation, cellular component: cytosol; ribosome. The record is from RefSeq and is a predicted model, not a curated record. Gene Ontology annotation, biological process: translation. Gene Ontology annotation, molecular function: structural constituent of ribosome. The coding region runs from base 66 to 872 and encodes 268 amino acids. The transcript has 2 exons. Lineage: Eukaryota; Metazoa; Arthropoda; Insecta; Diptera; Muscidae.